This is a messenger RNA of Carassius auratus (goldfish), 2737 nucleotides long. RefSeq names its product zinc finger protein 271-like. NCBI's taxonomy places the organism in Eukaryota, Metazoa, Chordata, Actinopteri, Cypriniformes, Cyprinidae. Gene Ontology annotation, molecular function: DNA-binding transcription factor activity, RNA polymerase II-specific; RNA polymerase II cis-regulatory region sequence-specific DNA binding. Gene Ontology annotation, biological process: regulation of transcription by RNA polymerase II. The transcript is spliced from 2 exons. Gene Ontology annotation, cellular component: nucleus. Bases 191 to 2260 code for a protein of 689 amino acids. The record is from RefSeq and is a predicted model, not a curated record.
AAUUGAAGAAAAAGAGGAGAAUGAAGAAUCAAGUGAAGUUGAGGAGAAAAAUCACGUCAAAACUGGAGGAAAACCUUUCAGUUUCUCUCAAAGCAAACAGAAAGAUUUAAAGAAAAAAAGAGCAAAGAAGUCCUUCAGCUGCACUCACUGUGGAAAGAGAUUCAGACUCAAAACAGGUUUUGAGCGUCACAUGAGAAUUCAUACUGGAGAGAAACCAUUCACUUGUGAUCAGUGUGGGAAGAGUGUCAAACUAUCAGCAAACCUUAAGAUACACAUGAAAAUCCACACAGCAGAGAAGAAGCACACAUGUGAUCAAUGCGGUAAAAUGUUGUUAUGGGUUUCACUUCUGAAGAAACACUUGAAAGUUCAUGCAAAGGAGAAACCACAUCCAUCUAAUUUGUGUGGUAAGAGUUUUUUGCAUCUAAAAAGUUUGAAAGUACAUCAGAAAAUACAUACUGGUGAAAGAGAGUACAUGUGCUUUGAGUGUGAGAAGACUUUAAGUUCAGCAAGAGGUUUAAAACAGCACGAGAGGAUCCACACUGGAGAGAAAAUGUAUAAGUGUUUACACUGUGACAAGAGAUUCAGUCAGUCAGUAUAUCUAAAAAAACAUGAAAGGAUCCACACUGGAGAGAACCCUUACAAGUGUUCACACUGUGAUAAGAGAUUCAGUCAGUCAGUAUAUCUAAAAAGACAUGAAAGGAUCCACACUGGAGAGAAACCUUACAAGUGUUCACACUGUGACAAGAGAUUCAUUAGAUCAUCAGGUCAGAAAACACAUGAGAGGAUUCACACUGGAGAGAAACCUUAUAAGUGUACACACUGUGACAAGAGAUUCAUUAGAUCAUCAGGUCAGAAAACACAUGAGAGGAUUCACACUGGAGAGAAACCUUAUAAGUGUACACACUGUGACAAGAGAUUCAUUAAAUCAUCAACUCUGAAAACACUGCACAAGAGGAUUCACACGGGAGAGAAACCUUACAAGUGUUCACACUGUGACAAGAGAUUCAGUCAGUCAGUAUGUAUGAAAAGACAUGAAAGGAUCCACACUGGAGAGAAACCUUAUAAGUGUUCACACUGUGAUAAGAGAUUCAAUGAGCCAUCAACACAGAAAAGACAUGAAAGGAUCCACACUGGAGAGAAACCUUAUAAGUGUUCACACUGUGACAAGAGAUUCAGUGAUUCAUCAAAUCUUAAAAUGCAUGAGAGGAUUCACACUGGAGAGAAACCUUACAAGUGUGCACACUGUGACAAGAGAUUCAUUGACUCAUCAUCUCUGAAAACGCAUGAGAGGGUUCACACUGGAGAGAAGCCUUACAAGUGUUCACACUGUGACAAGAGAUUCAUUAAAUCAUCAGGUCAGAAAACACAUGAGAGGAUUCACACUGGAGAGAAACCAUAUAAGUGUGCACACCGUGGCAAUAGAUUCAGUGAUUCGUCAAGUCUGAAAGCACAUGCGAGGAUUCACACUGGAGAGAAACCGUACAAGUGUGCACACUGUGAUAAGACAUUCAAAGAUUCAUCAUCUCUGAAAACGCAUGAGAGGAUUCACACUGCAGAGAAACAUUACAAAUGUGCACACUGUGAUAAGAGAUUCAGUGGUUUGACACAUCUGAAAACACAUGAGAGGAUUCACACUGGAGAGAAACCGUACAAGUGUGCACACUGUGAUAAGACAUUCAAAGAUUCAUCAUCUCUGAAAACGCAUGAGAGGGUUCACACUGGAGAGAAACCUUACAAGUGUUCACACUGUGACAAGAGAUUCAUUAAAUCAUCAAGUCAGAAAACACAUGAGAGGAUCCACACUGGAGAGAAACCAUAUAAGUGUGCACACUGUGACAAGAGGUUUAGUGAUUCGUCAAGACUGAAAGCACAUGAGAGGAUCCAUACUGGAGAGAAACCUUACAAGUGUUUACACUGUGACAAGAGAUUCAGUGUGUCAUCAACUCUGAAAACACAUGAGAGGAUUCACACUGGAGAGAAACCUUAUAAGUGUGCACACUGUGACAAGACAUUCAAAGAUUCAUCAUCUCUGAAAACGCAUGAGAGGAUUCACACUGGAGAGAAACCUUACAAAUGUUCACACUGUGACAAGAGAUUCAGUGUGUCAUCAAGUCUGAAAACACAUGAGAGGAUUCACACUGGAGAGAAAACUAAUGAGUGUUCACAGUGUGUCAAGAGAUUCAGUGAUUCAUCAAGUCUCAAAACACUUGAGAGGGUUCAUACUGGAGAGAAACUUUGUGUUCACACUGUGACAGAUUGAGGGACUGAAAACACAUGAGAGGCAUGCAUGAAUUGUUUGACAUCUACAGAUAAGGAUAUGUAAAUGAGAUUUUUGCACUGUAAAAUCAUCUCACAAACAAGCCAUUAUGCUAAUGCUUCAGCUUGAAGCUUCAAAUGACGAUUUAUCAUGUUAUGGGCAUCUUGUAUAACAUACUUUUCCUUCAGGAGGUCAUUCUGUUUCGUCCGAUAUUUGUAGAUGCAUUUUGUCUAUAAAAAUGCUUUUAUUGAGUUCUGUAAUUUGACGCAACAGGAUGAAGUUGGCUGUGCACUGUGGGUAGACUCGACUAAAUAUAAUGAGAAUCGUUAAGGAUUUUCAUCAUCAAUAAUCAUCGAUUUUAUCAAUUAGUUUUUGCAGCCCUAACUGAAACCACAACCUCUUUGCUUGAAAAUUUGAGAGGUUACGCAUAUAUUUCCAUAUAGUGACGUAGACAUGUGGGGGCGUGUUUAAACAAGGUGU